This is a messenger RNA of Scomber scombrus (Atlantic mackerel), 1718 nucleotides long. Its product is annotated as alpha-1-antitrypsin homolog. The record is from RefSeq and is a predicted model, not a curated record. The transcript has 4 exons. The coding region runs from base 36 to 1262 and encodes 408 amino acids. Gene Ontology annotation, biological process: negative regulation of endopeptidase activity. Lineage: Eukaryota; Metazoa; Chordata; Actinopteri; Scombriformes; Scombridae. Gene Ontology annotation, molecular function: serine-type endopeptidase inhibitor activity.
ACCUCCUCCACAUUUCUCCUAUACAGGCUCUAAAGAUGCGUGGUAUCUUUGCUAUCUGUGCGCUGCUGCUGGCUGCAGCCUGGGCAGACCACCACGGAGACCACCACGGACACCACCACCACCACCACCCAGAUGAAGAAAUGAGCUGCCAUAUGCUAUCCCCUCCCAAUGCUGACUUUGGCUUCGCUCUCUACAAACAUCUGGAUGCCAAAGCUGCUGCUGGAAAGAACAUCUUCUUCUCACCACUCGGCAUCUCCACUGCCCUGUCCAUGCUGUCUUCAGGGGCUCGUGGUGAAACCCACAAACAGCUGUUCUCCACUUUGGGCUACAGCACCUUCGAACAGAAUCAGGUCGACGACGCAUACAAGCAUCUUUUCCACAUGCUUAGCCACAGCCAGGCGAAUCAGCAGCUGGAUGUCGGCAACGGCAUUGCUCUGCGUAAUCUAUUCAGUCCUCUGGCCAAGUUCUUAGCAGAUGUCAAAGAGCACUACUCUGGCGAUAUCUUCAACGUUGACUUCACCAAACCCUCUGAGGCUGCAGAUCAUAUCAACAGAUUCAUUGCCGGUAAAACCCAGGACAAGAUCACAGAUCAGGUGAAGGACCUGGACGCUGAUAUGGCCAUGGUACUGAUCAACUAUGUCUACUUCAGAGGAGAGUGGGAGAAACCCUUCGAUGGUAAUCACACACACAAGGCAGAGUUCAGUGUGGACGAGAACACCAAGGUUCAGGUGGACAUGAUGAGGAGGACUGGCCGCUACGACUUCUACGAGGACCCCGACAACUUCACCACAGUCAUCAUGCUGCCUUACAAGAGCAACACCUCCAUGAUGAUCGUGCUGCCUGAUGAAGGCAAGAUGAAGGCGGUAGAGGGAUCCAUCAACAAGGACCACAUCAGGCACUGGCAUGACUCACUGUACAGGAGUUCUGUGGAGCUGUCCCUGCCGAAAUUUUCCAUCUCAGCUAAGGCCUCCCUGGAUGACACCCUGAGAGAAAUGGGCGUGACUGACGUUUUUGGAGACAAUGCUGACCUAUCCGGCAUAUCUGAUGAGAUCAAGCUCAAAGUUUCAAAGGUGUCCCACCAGGCCGUGCUGAGCGUGGAUGAGAAAGGAACAGAGGCAGCAGCCGUAACCACUCUCGAGGUCAUGCCCAUGAGUAUGCCUGAAUCCAUGACACUCAAUAGACCCUUCUUAGUCUUCAUCCUGGAGCACUCCACCAGGAGUAUCCUCUUUAUGGGCAAGAUCAGCGACCCCACAGCCAAAUAAAGGGACCUGUUAGGAGAACGGGUGUUAGAUUUGUUAUAUUUUCACACAGCAGUAGGGUUUAGUAGCUUUGGGACUUGAGCUCAUUUUUACUUCAGCAUUUGGCAGCCCUGUGGAGAUGUCACAGUGAUAUUAAGAGCAUUGGGGAAAUGAUGAAUAGAGGAUAGUUUGAUGAAUAAGACAACAGAUCUAUCACCAAGUAACAGAAAUGUUCGUCUAUUAAUCUUCUUGCAUUCCUUCAGCAUGACGCAUUUAUUACCAUCAGUCAUCUGAAACUGGCGAGGUGUCUAAAUGGCUACAUACUACAUCACUGUAUAUUGUAUCCAGCUGUCUGUUGUAUAUGAUAAGAUUAAUAAAAAUGUGUCACUUUAAACAUCUGUUAACACACUGAACCAACGGUGGUGUACUAUUGCUGUUUCAGUAAGAAAUUAAAUAAAGGCUUGUCAUGAAUAACUGGAA